CUCUCAGUCGACGACGGUCAACUCCCACGCUAGCCAUGAGAUAGUAUGCAAUGGACUUUUGGUCUCGGCUCAUUGGCGGUUCCCGCGCGUCCGCGAAGACCCUUAGAACCACCUCACCUACGGAGCGGCUGGCGGCGUUUAAGCGGACAUGCAAUGCUUUGCAGCAAAUCUGGCGGUCCAGCAAUGCCACCCCCGGCGACCACGCCGCCACGCUGCACACCCGCAGCUGCAUCGACCGUCUGAAUGCCGUGCUGAGCGACGAGUCGCGCGGCCCAGCACCGCACCCGUGUCUGGCGUCGGCGUCGACUUCGCAGAUCUACGUGACGGUGACGAAGCUGGCCCUCUCGGCGCACGACGACGACAUCCUCCGCGCCGCCGCCGUCUUCUUCAACACGCUGAUCGAUGCCGAGCUGGACGGGGUGGUUGAUAGUCGUCUUUUCGCCAGGGCGCUCGUCGACCUCGUCCGCCGCGCUGACACCAGAGCCGAGGAUGUCGAGACCAGACUCGUCGAGCUGCUCUUCGGCGUCUCGAAUAAUAUCCGUCUACAACCUACCAUUCUCCCCGCCUGGUUUACCCCGCGUCUUGCCGGUGUUUCCGAGACGGACGCGACGAAGACAACAGAAAGCAGCAAUACCGUUGUGAAAGAGUUUGCCGGUGCCACAAGACGCGAUGAAUUUCCCCUCUUCUAUCUGCUCGUCGACUAUGUCCAUCAUGAGGGACGGGCGGGCGAUUUUGCCCGCACGGGGCUCCUGUAUCUGAUCGAGACGGCGUCCCGAUCCAAGCCGCUGGAGCGGUGGUUGAUCGAGAGUGAUCUGGCCACUCUGAUGGCCACGGGGCUGGGGGCUUUGUAUAGCCAGCUGGGAAGCCUCUCGUUUGAACCACACGAUGAGAAUCUGCCGACCGUUGUCGCCCUCUCGGAUCAACAGCAGGAUGUUUCAUUGCAUCCUCGUCUCGGACGCGCCAUGGAUUCGUUCCUGUCAUACUUGCUGUUCUGGCAGGAUACCAUUGACCACUGCAAAUCGCUGGAGGUGAACGGGACGCUGCUAGACCAUUUCCAGAUCUUGUUCCUGCAGCAAUUGCUAUAUCCCUCGCUGCUCGAGUCGUCCGACGUGGAAGGCGGGUCUACAUCGGCGGUGCUCACGUAUCUAUACCGGAUCCUCGAAUCGAUCGACCAGGCGGAUCUUAUCCAACAGAUCCUGCAGUACCUGCUCGCGUCCCCCGCGCACCCACACGCCACGCAUCCCGACAUGUCCGUGAGCCGACGCAAGUCGCUCAACGCCCUGACGGCGUUUGCCGAAGAGGCGGCGAAACCGUCGCCCUCGCUGUUCAACCUGCGCGACCUGGUGCUGCUGGGCCUCGAGUCGUCCAACCGACAGACCAUCCUAGCCACCCUGCGACUGCUGACGGUGAUCCUUCAACGGCACCACGCCUUCACCCGGUCGCUGGUCCGCACGGUGCCUGGCCCGCCGCCGCGGCCACGCACGGUGGGCGCGCUGAACGCGGAGCUGCGCCAGCUGUUCCAGCUGGCGACUUCGUUGGUCGUCGAGGAUGCCACGCUCGACAGCUCGUACGACACGUACCUGAAGGACGCCGCCUGGACGCUCGAAUCCCGCCUGUGUCUUCCAAGCUCGUCUGACGACGUCGCCGAGUACCCGCUCGAGCUGCGCCGGACAGACCCCAUCUUCCGGGAACUGCUGGCCCACCUGGAGACCUUCUUCACCAACAGCGUGGUGGUCAACCUCGCCCUGACGGAGGUUCUAGGCAGCAUCGCCUCAUCGCAUCUUGUCUCGCUGGACGGCUGGAUCCUGGUAGACCCGGCGAAAUACCAGACCGCAUCGAGCAUUGACGGUGAGGAGCAGGGGGUAGUCAUCUCGCGGCCCUCGACUCCCGGCGGCGUCGACUUGGCCCCCGAUCCCGCGUCGAUGCUGGACCAGAUCCAGCGGGCGUACGAGGAACCGACGUGGGCGAGCCGCGACACGCCCGUGCUGACGGCCAUUCUCCACCGUCUGGUGCAGGAUGUGGAGCAGUGGCGGCAGGAGAUCCCGGACUUUGAUAUCUUAAUUGCUGCCCGUCGAGCGCUGCUGCAGGGGUCAUCUCCUGCCUUGUCGGAGACCACCCAGUCCGCUCCCGAGUCAACGACAUCCCCGCGUGGCCGCCGGUCGGACGCAACCAUGUCUUCCCCGCCUCGUUCCUACGACCAGGACAGCUACGACAGUGAUCCUCCCUCCCGCUCCUCGUCCCCCUCGCCAAGUCUAGCGGCCGAGCAGCUCCGCAGACGCCUCGCCGCCCCGUUUCCAGUGCGUGCCUCGCCCAAGACGGUCGCCGAGCAGGCUGUUUCCGACGGGACUUCGGUCACUGCCAGUCUCGGCCAUGUGCUUACCAACGUGGCCAUCCUGUACGAGUUUCUCCUCGAGCUAGCUGCUCUGGUGCAGAUCCGGGGGGGUCUUUUUGAAGAGGUCGACAUGUAAUAGGUACUACUACGUACCCAGUACUCCUUGGUACUGGAAGACUGUACUGGAAGACUGUACUAGAAGUACAUACUUACAAUACCACAAAUAAUACAUACACAAAUAGGUAUACAUACCACAAACAAUACAUACCACAAAUAAUAUGUACAUCUAAUCUGAUUUGCC
Penicilliopsis zonata CBS 506.65 is the source of this 2633-nucleotide messenger RNA. RefSeq lists its product as hypothetical. Lineage: Eukaryota; Fungi; Ascomycota; Eurotiomycetes; Eurotiales; Aspergillaceae. The record is from RefSeq and is a predicted model, not a curated record. The coding region runs from base 51 to 2468 and encodes 805 amino acids. The transcript is spliced from 5 exons.